Messenger RNA from Haliotis rubra (blacklip abalone), 1238 nucleotides. Its product is annotated as methylthioribulose-1-phosphate dehydratase-like. The record is from RefSeq and is a predicted model, not a curated record. NCBI's taxonomy places the organism in Eukaryota, Metazoa, Mollusca, Gastropoda, Lepetellida, Haliotidae. Gene Ontology annotation, molecular function: methylthioribulose 1-phosphate dehydratase activity; metal ion binding. Gene Ontology annotation, cellular component: cytoplasm.
ACCAGUCCAAAUAUUUCGGCCUUGACAUUCAAGCGAUCAUCUUUUCGCACAUGUCAGUGUUUACUAUCGCGAUCACAUUGUGAUUUCAACAGCAAAGCCGAGUGGUAUCUGUGUGACGUGUCAGCCAAGGUCAUGGAUCCCAAAUAUUCUCCGGAACAUCCACGGAACUUGAUUCCAGAGCUGUGUAGACUGUUCUACAACAAUGGCUGGGCAACAGGCACAGGCGGUGGAAUCAGCAUCAAGCUGGGGGAGGAGAUAUACAUCGCUCCAUCAGGUGUACAGAAAGAACGGAUUCAGCCUGACGACCUGUUCGUCCAGACGAUUGACAAUGAAGAUAUCACAGAGCCUCCGCCCAGUAAAAAACUUAAGAAGAGCCAAUGCACACCUCUCUUCAUGAAUGCCUUCACAAUGAGAAAUGCAGGUGCAGUGAUACACAGCCACUCCAAACAUGCUGUCAUGGCAACGCUCAUGUUUCCAGAGAAGGAGUUCAGGAUCUCUCACCUGGAGAUGAUCAAGGGAAUCAAGAAAGACAGCUCUGGUGGGUAUUACAAGUACAACGAGGAGCUGGUUGUACCAAUUGUGGAGAACACCCCUGAGGAGAAGGAUCUGAAGGAUGCCAUGGCCCGAGCUAUGGAGGACUAUCCUGACACGUGUGCAGUGCUUGUCAGACGACAUGGAUUCUAUGUAUGGGGAGAGACGUGGCAGAAAGCCAAGGCCAUGUGCGAGUGUUAUGACUACCUGUUUGAUAUGGGAGUUCAGAUGAAGCAGCUCGGACUUGACCCCACCACCGUCCCAACCCCUAAAGGGGCCUACGUCUCAGAGACUUCAUGAUCUCUUUCUUGUCAAUAGUAUUGUUUUCAAGGAUUUUAAAUAUGAUUAUAGUAUUUUCACUGGAGGUUUCAGGGAAUCUGGACAGCCUUGACGCUGGUUUGUCUUUGGAGUUAAAAAAAAAGUAUAAUAUUGCAAUUUAUGGUUAUACUUACAUGUCAAAAUGUUUUGGAGCAUUUAUACCUCAACUUUUAACUGUAUUGACAGACAACAUAAUAUGUCUGAUUUUUGUGAGGUUUUCUAUUUCUGAGAAGUAUUUCCAGUUUGCUGCUUGUACUGUGUACAGUGUCAGACUGCCACAUAUGCACUGCCAUUAUCAUCUUCAUCUGCCAACGGUCAUCUAUCCUGUCAUCUUCAUCUUGGCGCCAUAUAGCUGGAAUAUUGCUGAGUGUGGCAUACAACUAAACUCA